GUUCUGCCAUUAUUAAUUUGUGCUUGUGUUAAUAUUUCCAGAAGAAGGAAAAAGAAAAAAUUAAAUUGCCAACAGAAGAUUUUAUAUCAAGUUCAACCCAAGAUGCAUCUAGCAGUGGUGAAUAUGAAACUUUAGGAUCCACAGCUGCUAGUGCUUCUGGCCUUCCAGCAAUUAUGGCGGCAAAAUCGAUGGAAUUCUCUUAUCAAGAACUAGCCGAGGCUACAAAUAACUUCAACUCUGAUAACAAAAUUGGUCAGGGUAGAUUUGGAGCAGUCUAUUUUGCAGAAUUGAGAGGCCAAGUAAAAGCAAGCCAAUUAUAUCUUUAAUAAUGUUAUAUAAUCUUCCAGAAUUAAAAGGAAAAAUAAAUUAUCUUUGACCAUUUAGUUCUUUAUCUGCAUAAUUUUAUUGAUAGUUAAAGAUAGUAAAAAUGGUAGUUAGGCAUUUGGCAAACGAAUAAAAUUGAUGAGACGUGGCAAGGGACCACAUACAUAUACAUUAUAAUAAUAAUAAUAAUAAUAAUAAUAAUAAUAAUAAUAAUAAUGCUACAAGAUUAGUGGUCCUAUCUAUAUAUGAUUUUGCAAACCUUUGAUGAAAAUUUCAAUGCUAGUUGGUGAAGAUCAACACAAAAAGUCCACAAAACAACAAAGAGGUGGUGGAGCCAUGAAGGUAUUAAUAUGUCAGCAUGAAAGGUAGCUCUAAAUUAUAAAAUGUUCUUCUAUUGUUGUGUUCUGUUCUAACCAAAAUUCACAUAUCAGAAACCCGUGAGCAUCACAGUGUAACUCUCACAAGUUUUCAUAACGGUGAGUUCCAUAUAGGAAUAAUAACAAGCAAAGAUUUUUGUAUAUAAAUCCAAGGCUAUAAUCUGCAGCUUUUGGAGUGUUCAGCAAAGUUGAAAUUAAAGAUAUCAUAUAUCUCUUGAUGAGAUAUUAGGAAGAGUUAAUUAUCUUAUGGAGAUUUCAUCUGAAUUGGUUGCAAAUUUUGGGCUAACUAAACUUAGGGAAGUUGGAAGCUUUUUAUCACUUCAUACUCGUCUUGUGGGAACAUUUGGAUACAUGCCUCCAGUUGGAUCAAAAUGCUUCAACCAGCUAAAGGUUGUUACGGGCGCAGCACCAACAAUACUUCUGGCAAUCAAAUCAGAAGAAAACAAGCUACAAGAAGUCAUGGUUGGAUUAGCAGCAAAUGUUUUCACAUUCAUGUCCUCUCAGGAAUCAAGCUAUGUAUUUCAAGAAGCCGGAAUCAUUGAAGUUGAACUGGCAAGUAUACUAGUAGAUAUUCUCAAGAAGCACAAGUAUCCGGCAACAAAGGUGCUGAGGAUAGGGAGGUUUGCCAUAGAGUUUGCGAUUUAGAUGAUGAAAGACAAAGCAGAAAACAUAGAUACCUUCAAGCAUAUGGGAAUGGAGAAGGUGCUGGAAGGUGUAUUAGAAAUCACAUCAGAGCUUGAAAGCUUCAAUGUUUUCUCUGGUACUGUUGGAUUGAACAGGCACAAUCUAACAAUUCACUCACUGGUUGAGACAGCCUUCAAGUUGCUGGAAAAUAGGUGAAGUAAUACAUCACUUUUGAACCAUAUUGUAAAAUCAGUAAUCCAUGUUAACCUUGAGCAAAAAUUGUAAAUUUGUGACACUGUACACUGUUGUUUGUUUUGUGUAAAUGUGUAUUAUCCCACAUUAAUUUUGAUUUUGGUUUUUGGUUU
This is a messenger RNA of Arachis ipaensis, 1690 nucleotides long. The record is from RefSeq and is a predicted model, not a curated record. NCBI's taxonomy places the organism in Eukaryota, Viridiplantae, Streptophyta, Magnoliopsida, Fabales, Fabaceae.